AUGGAACCAAAACCAAACAUUGCGAUACUCGGGGCUGCGGGUCUGGCAAACCUGGAUGGCCGACCCUUCACUGGUUCUGCCGCCCAAUUUCUGCGGAACGAAGUUCAAUGGCUGAAUGAGCCGAGAAAAGUGAUUUGGUGCCUCCAUGAUGAAAGCGCUAUCAAGCCAUAUCGAGUGGACACCCAAGCUGCGACCGACUUGGUGCAUUCAGAGACUAAAUCUCGUGUGUGGAUGUUGAAGCCUGGUACUCUGUAUCAGCUCUUCGACUGA
Cladophialophora psammophila CBS 110553 is the source of this 270-nucleotide messenger RNA. RefSeq lists its product as uncharacterized. Bases 1 to 270 code for a protein of 89 amino acids. The record is from RefSeq and is a predicted model, not a curated record. The transcript is spliced from 2 exons. NCBI's taxonomy places the organism in Eukaryota, Fungi, Ascomycota, Eurotiomycetes, Chaetothyriales, Herpotrichiellaceae.